AUGCCAUCUUCCAUACUCCUCCUCAAUCCGAAUUCCAGCGAACAAGUCACAGAAGGGCUGCGCAGUCUAGUGGGAAACUGCAGCGAUGACGAGUGCAGUAUAACGACCCAAUCGGCACCGCCCGAGGCACCAAGGAGCAUCUACGACACCGCCAGUGGCGUAAAGAGUGCCAUGGAAUGUUACAAGCGCAACUACACGCAAUACGACGGUGUAAUAGUAGGAUGCUAUUCGAACCAUCCCCUCAUACCAAUGCUCCGCGAGCGGUACAAGUACAAGCAGAUCAUCGGUGUCUUAGAGGCUUCUAUCACCGCAGCUCUGCUAUCUCCCGCGAGGAAAUUCGGCUUUGUCACUACCUCCCCGCACUGGAUCGACGAGUUCGGUAGAGCUGUAGGUGAGACCCUCGGCAUUGGCGCCAACGCGUCAGAUCGCUACGUUGGAACCACCUGCAGUGAUUUCGAUGUCGUAGAAUUGCGUACUGCUAAAGAAAGCACCGUCAAUGCUAAACUUAUUCAUUGCGCUCAGGAUCUCGUACAGCGUGGCGCAAACACUGUUGUUCUCGCUUGCGCAGCCAGCGCGUAG
Messenger RNA from Wallemia ichthyophaga EXF-994, 579 nucleotides. RefSeq lists its product as uncharacterized. Bases 1 to 579 code for a protein of 192 amino acids. Lineage: Eukaryota; Fungi; Basidiomycota; Wallemiomycetes; Wallemiales; Wallemiaceae. The transcript has 2 exons. The record is from RefSeq and is a predicted model, not a curated record.